This is a messenger RNA of Penicillium concentricum, 2520 nucleotides long. Its product is annotated as ankyrin repeat domain-containing protein. NCBI's taxonomy places the organism in Eukaryota, Fungi, Ascomycota, Eurotiomycetes, Eurotiales, Aspergillaceae. The transcript has a single exon. Bases 1 to 2520 code for a protein of 839 amino acids. Gene Ontology annotation, molecular function: protein binding. The record is from RefSeq and is a predicted model, not a curated record.
AUGUCACAGACUUGUCGCCUGUUACACACCAUAGUCAGCCCUCAGCUCCACUUAAGAUUUGCGAAUAAUUGUGAACCCAAUAUUCUGCGCCUUGUGAAGACCGGCAAUUCAGAUGCCCUACGCAAGCUGUUGUCUGCUGGUUACAAAUUAUUUGAUUUUAUGGAAACACCGCGACUUUGGUGGAAGGAAUAUUUUGAUGGUGACACCUACAUGGAAACGAAACUGAAAUCGAGGUCCCCCAUGAUGAUCGCGGCAGCACAUGGUCAUUUGGAGAUUCUUCAAAUGUUUAUUGACACUCUGCCUUCAACCAUCACAAGGCUUACUUAUCGAUCCUGGCAUCUUCUAAGCUGCGCGGCUCUGCAUGGUCAGUUGGAUGUAGUGAAGUUCCUAAUAGGUCAAGGUGUCCCAGUGGACUAUACUGACCGGCUGGGGACCACUCGGACGACACUCCAAUAUGCGGUUACGGGAGGCCAUUUUCCAGUGGUUAAGUAUAUAGUUGAGAAUACCGCAUGCGAAGAUCAACUACAAGAUUCGGCAGUUGAUCUUCUUUGUUGUGCAACAAACGCAGGUCAUUUGGAGAUUGUUAAAUACCUGGUCAAAUGUGGUGCUGACUUUACCUAUCCACCUUGGGGCUAUCCAAUCAUCAAAUAUAGCCCGAGUUCAGCUUUUGACACUGCCAUCCAACAAGGCUACGAAGACAUAGUAUCAUUUUUCCUAGACAAUGUACCUCCCAAAUUCUUGGAUGAUAUGAGCAUCAGCGACUGGAAAUCAGUGUUGAACCCUUGUGACCGCGAUGAAGGUGUACUAUAUUAUGGGCUAUCUACAUGCAGAAAACCAAAGAUUGCCCAGAUGAUAUUUGACCGAAUCGAUCUGGAAACAAAACUCGCAACUACUACUCCAAUUGAGCAAGCUUAUCUGCUUGCUGUGGCAGCAGAGACUGGAAACGUGUCUCUUACUCGACAACUACUCGAUAAGGGGGGUAGGCCUGUCUCGUCCCAAACACAGCUCCACCGCAAAACUUUUAAAUCAUCACCCAACCUGUGGGCUUCAAAUGCCGAAAACUUUUGCGGAGGUACUGUUUGUCAUGACGCGAUCACAAUCAAUGCAAGCCACACACCCGUGGUCUGUGCAAUGAAUAACGGGCAUGCCGAAAUAAUGGAGACUUUUCUUCGUUGCCCAGAUUAUCCGGUCUCCAGAUUGGAUGUGGCCUCUGCGGCACACAAAGGAGAAGAAGCAAUUGUGCUCAGGCUUCUCGACAAAGCUGGAAAAAGGCGUUUCAAGGGUCUGGCCACAGCUGCAUUGUAUGCAACUUCCUAUCUAGACAAGUUUAUACCCGCGAUGGAAAGUAUUUUCGAUGUUCUCACCACCCAAGAUGUGAAGAUUGUGAUUUCGAUGUUGAUAAGCUCCACUGGUCCUCAAGCUUCGCGUGUAGGCCACUUGGAAGCUACAAAGUUCUUAAUUGAGAAAGGGGGCAAGCGACCAUUCGAUGAGAUACCCUCCUGCUUUGGCUACUUUGAACGACGUUGGAGAGAACCUACUUCGUUCCUGGAGCACGCGGCGGCCGCUUGCCCAGUUACUCAGUUCCGAGCAGUACUUGCGCAAUGGAACUUGGAACUGGAUCCAGGCAACGACUAUUGCAAAGCUGCACUUGCCGCCGCUGCCCUCCAUAAAAAAGCAGAAACAAUUCAGGUAUUUAUUGAGAGAGGGUUUGAUGUCAAUUCCACAUAUUUACACCGCGGGAAGCUCUCGCCGUUGCUACAUCUAGUUUUGCAACCACUGAAACAUGAGGACGGCCGGGUCGUUGACAUAGACGACGAUGAACGCAUGAGGAUACGACAGUUGUAUCACCCUAAUGGACACCCAUGGUUGGACCACGUACACCCACGCGCAUCCAUACAGUUGCUCAUCGAGCAUGGUGCCGAUAUCAAUCAAGUGGACUCACACGGCCGAACUGCUUUGUUUUUAACUACAGAAAGAAGGACACUUGGCUUGACUGAGGAAUUGCUCAGGCUGGGAGCCAACCCCGUACUCAAGAGCCCGGGAAAGGUAAGCCCUCUCGAGCUGGCUAUUUCCCAAGGCCAGGCAAAAUACGUGAAAGCCUUUUUGAAGGCCAUUGAGACUCGUUCUUUCGCCUGUGCCAACUUUGUCAGCCUCAUCCCUGACGUUCUGCCGGUGGAGACGCUGCCAAACAGAGCUUCUGGUGAACAGUUUUCUGUCUCUUCGAGAAAUCGACUGUCGCAAUAUCGAAUGCUUGCUCGAGAUGGCCAGAUGGGACCUACCAAAACCUUUCCACGUCCGUGUGGAGACAUAGACAGGCGAGGCAGCACGAGUUCGGAAGACAUAAGCACAGAUGAGGAGAUCUGGCAGGUGGUUUCUCAACAUUCAGAAGAUAACUUCAUAUCAAUUUGGUCUGCAACCGAGGACGAUGACUGCAUUAGUGACCUACGCUGGGUGCGGUUCUUUAUUGCAAAGGCCAUGACUCAACAUCACUGGCGAAUGAUGUACCCAGUACCAGUUUAG